Pseudomassariella vexata is the source of this 1092-nucleotide messenger RNA. Its product is annotated as NAD dependent epimerase/dehydratase. The coding region runs from base 1 to 1092 and encodes 363 amino acids. The transcript has a single exon. Lineage: Eukaryota; Fungi; Ascomycota; Sordariomycetes; Amphisphaeriales; Pseudomassariaceae. The record is from RefSeq and is a predicted model, not a curated record. Gene Ontology annotation, molecular function: oxidoreductase activity, acting on the CH-OH group of donors, NAD or NADP as acceptor.
AUGUCUCCCAAACGCAUUCUCCUCACAGGUGCCAACGGCUAUCUGGCCCAACACAUCCUUUCGCAGCUCCUGUCCGCAGGACACUCCGUCCGUGGCCUCGUCCGCACCGCCUCCAAAGCCGCGCAGCUUGAAUCCACCUUCUCCUCUUCCCUUGCACAACUCGACGUGGCCUUAGUCCCGGACAUGACCAUCCCCGGCGCCUUCGACGCCGUGCUUCAAUCCGACCCCCCCUUCGACUGCGUAAUCCAUACCGCCUCCCCCUUCAACUACCGCAAAACCGCCGGGUCCUCAAAUAGAGAGAAAUUUUUGGAUCCGGCCAUCAAGGGCACGACGGAGGUGUUGGAGGGCAUUGCCAGGGUGGCGCCGGGCGUGAAGAGGGUGGUAUUGACGAGUUCCAUAGCAGCGGUUAUUGAUUGGACCGCGCCUAAGAUCACAACGCCGGCGAAAAUUUAUACGGGGGAGGAUUGGAAUCCGGUUUCGUUGGAAGACGCCGAGACGAGCAAGGUCAUAAACACGGCGUAUCAGGCUUCCAAGACGUAUGCGGAGAAGGCGGCGUGGGAUUUCGUGAAUGCUUCUGGUGCUUCGCAGGGGGCGGAGAAGCCGGGGUUUGAUUUGGUCACCCUCUGCCCGCCUAUGAUCUACGGCCCGCUUUACGACCCCGCUGAAUUCGGGAAGCCGGCGGAUUUGAAUCAGAGUACCUGGGUCAUCUACAACGGUUUCCUGCGCCCGGGUCUGAAAUCUACGGACCCGGUCCCGGAGAUGGGAUUGCAUCUGUAUGUGGAUGUCAGGGACAUUGCCAAGGCGCACUUGUUGGCGGCCGAGAUCCCCGACGCGGGCGGGAAGAGGUUCGUGAUAUGUGGGGGAAGUCUGAUGGGACAAAGGACCGCGGAUUUGUUGAGGGAGAAGUUGCCUGAGAAGAGGGGGGUUAUUCCUGAGGGGACGGUGGGGGGAUCGGGGGUUCCCGAGGGUUUGUAUAGGGCAAGUAGUGCAGAGGCGGAGAAGGUAUUGGGGUUGAGGUUUAGGGGGGCGGAGGAGACGUUGGGGGAUUUGGCGGGGCAGUUGGUGGAGAUUGAGGAGAGGGGUGGGCAGUAA